Drosophila obscura is the source of this 978-nucleotide messenger RNA. RefSeq names its product cytochrome b561 domain-containing protein 2. Gene Ontology annotation, molecular function: transmembrane monodehydroascorbate reductase activity. Lineage: Eukaryota; Metazoa; Arthropoda; Insecta; Diptera; Drosophilidae. The record is from RefSeq and is a predicted model, not a curated record. The transcript is spliced from 3 exons. Bases 106 to 918 code for a protein of 270 amino acids.
GUGUACUGAAAGCUUACUAUAUUAAACACGAAAAUAACAUUAUGUCAACUCGCUGAUAAGAGCUUAGAACAAAUUUAAAACAGAAACUACAAAAAUCAGCGUACCAUGGCCGAGCCCGAGCAGCCGGUUGUUAGUAGAUCACAGCGAGUUGUCGACUACGGCAGCACAAUCCAGACGAGACCAGCACGCCGACUACCCUCAUUUGUGUUAAUCGAAUCUCCGCGACGAUAUUCAAAAAUGUCCCACAACAAACUGUCCCCGGACGAGCCACAGAAUCGUUGGCAGAGAUUGGAGUACUUUCUGAACGUUCUCAAUCAAAUCUGCAUUGGUUUCGUGACCAUCUAUAUUUCAUAUCUGACACUGCGCACUGGACUGCAAGGAACUAGCCUGCAUGCUUGGCUGGUCACCAUUGGGUUCUCCUUCUUUAUGGCCGAGGGUGUCAUGGUCCACUAUAGCGGCAAUGUUCUCACACAUAGCUACAAGCGGCAUACAAAAACCACAAUACACUGGAUACUCCUGACACUGGGCGGAUGCUGUGGAGCAUCUGGGGCCCUUAUCAAAAUGAUACAGAAAGGUUUUUCCCUGCACUCUACGCACGGGAAGCUGGGUUUCACUGCGUUUAUACUGUGCAUACUGGCCAUGACCUCUGGCCUGAGUGCACUCUUCUCCACCCGGGUGAAAAGGCUGAUUGCCCCAUUGCUGAACAAGACGUUUCACAACUUUCUGGGCUUCGCUUGCUUUGUCAUUGCAUUGGUGACCCAGUAUUACGGCUACCAGACGGGCUACUUUACGAGUCGCAGCGAGACGGACUUUCAAAUUCUGAUGAAGUGCCUCACCCUCACGUCGUUGGUUCUGUCAAGCUAUGGCCCAAUGAAGGCACUCUAUCAGAAGUGUGAAAACAUUUCGCGUCAGUUUUAAGGUGCAUGAUAUCACCACGAAUUUAUCGAAUGUGCAUAAAUAUAAUUUUUCAUAAUUUAA